AUGGCGGCGUUGGUUGCCGAGGAGAGAUGGGUCGGAAUAGAUCUAGGUGGCGAUCGAAGUACCACGGUUUUGCGAAGCGGGGAGAUCAUCCGCUCUGAGCUAGGUGGCCACGACACACCCAACCUGGUGGCGUUCAAAGCCCGAGACCGGAGUAUAGGAGAAGCGGCCGUGUCCAUGGUAACUAGCGCGCCAACGAGCACGGUCGGGGUUGUGCACACGAUGGCUGGGACUGCAUACAGCUCCUGGGCACAGAGGGCCCCGACGGCACACGCCGCUUUCCGACACGCCGAGGCGAGCGGGGGGCACCCGAAAGGAGGAGUUGCCGUUACGGUAGAACGACAAACCGGACCGCAAACCUUUGGCGGCACGGAGAUCCUAGCCAUGUAUCUCUGCAAGCUUCGAGCGUGUGCCGCGCCGACGCAGGCACCUGGUGGUGGCGGGGAAGGGGCUUCGGCAACGGCGUGCAAGGGCUGUUUCUCGAGCCCGGCGGCGGCUUCGCCGGUCGAGAGGAGGGCGGUUUUGGACGCUGCUCGCAUCGCGGGGUUUGCGGAUGCGAAGGUGUUCCCUGCUUCCGACUGCCUCUGCGCCGUUUACGCCCGAAAGCACCCCGUGUCGCCGGGCUCUGCUCCCGAGACCGUCAUCAUGGUUGACGUUGGCCGCUUACAGACGACUGUGGUUGUAGCGCGCUUCGGGGAAGGCGAGGGCGAGAGUGACGCCCCCGUUGCGAAAGCUGACGCCCGGCAGAAGGAAAACGCGUCGGCUCCAUGCACGUAUUCGGUGCUAGCGGUGCGCAGCAACGUCGACCUGGGGGCGUUUCAUUUCGACGAUCGCAUGUUCCGGCACUUUCAGGGGUUGGUGAAGAAGAAGUAUGACCACGAUGUGCUUCCCGGAUCGAAGCAGGGGAUCAGGCUUCUCCUGGCGUGCCGACGGCUGCGAGAGCUGCUAUCCACUACUCCCACCGCCGAAACAGCUGUGGAGAAUCUGGUGGACGGCGUGGAUGUUCCCCUGUCGAUGACUCGCGCGGAGCUGGCGACGCUUUGCGAAGCCGAGCUCGGCGAGAUUAGUAGCUUGGUGCGGGGUUGCCUAGAGGAGGCAGCCAUUGAUGCCGGGUCUCUUACGGGGGCUCAGGCUAUUGGCGGGGGCUGCCGGAUGCCGAUCGUGCAGGAUGUGGUUAAGGACGAGGUGGGACUUCCGCUGGGAUCGAGGCUAGACAGUGCUUCGCUAGCCUACGGAGCAGCUCUGUUGGCGCAGGGAGGGGAGUCGAUGCAAGCGACAGAGGACGCCCUUGCGGCGGAGGGGAUGUCCAAGGAGGAAAUCAUCAAGGCCGUCACUGACGAGCACGAGAGGCAGAAGGAAGACGCCGAGGUGCGCGCCAUCGCCCUAGAGAGGAACGAGCUGGAAUCCCUGCUGUUCGACAUGGGUUCGGCCCCCAACAAGAAGCACGGAGAGCUCAUCGACAAGGAGGCCCUCAAGGCUGCUUUGGGAGGGCUAGAGGACUGGCUGUACAGCGAGGAGGCUGACGAUGCCGAUCUUGCUGCGCUCAAGACCAAGCGAAAAGAGAUAGACGCUGAGCUGAAGGGUAAUGUCGCCAAGGCGUUCUUUGAAGCGGUGGGAGCGGACAAGAAAAAGGUGGAGGCUGAGAUGGAAGCUGAAGCGAAGGCGUUCGAGGAGGAGAAAAAGAACAACCCGGAAGAGGGCGACGACCACGACACCCGAAAGCUGCCCAAGCCUGAGAGGAUGCGUCUCGUGAUGAAGAACAAGGAGGAAGGGACCGAGCUGUUCAAGGGUCAGAACUACCGCCAGGCCGGGGCGCGCUACUCCAAGGCCCUCACGCACGCCGCCAAGAUGUUCGACCUCAACGCGGAAGAACAGAAGGAGGUCCAUGCGGUGCAGCUCUCGCUCUACCUGAACCUGGCACAGUGCUACCUCAAGCUGCAGAGCUGGGACCAGGUGGUGAACAACUGCACCCUUGCGCUGAAGCUCGACGCCGAAUCGAGCAAGGCGCUCUACCGUCGGGCGUACGCCCGUUUCACCAAGAAAGACUACGACAACGCCAAGACCGACCUUGACAAGGCGCUGGCAUACGCCCCGGGGGACAAGGCUGUUGCGACACUGCUCAAGAAGGUGGACAGCGUUCUGAAGAAGCAGCAAGAGAAGGAGAAGAAAAUGUGGAGCAAGGCAUUCUCCUAGCGUCGUGCUGGAGUCGGAAACAUUGUCGAACAGUACAGCAGCGCCAUGCGCAUUUUUGUUGGGAAGUCGCAUUCAGAUCAGUCGCAACGGAGACAGAUUGAGUGUUAUGCCUGUCACAAGAUUAUGCAUGUUGAAGGUUACAAUACGUUAUGGACUGCUUGCGGUAGUCGGUCCUGUAGACGUUUUUUUUUUAUUUACACACCUUGCACAACUAUAAACAACUAGACUUUAGUUGGGUGAGGGUUCAACUACCCGUAGUUGAACGGAACUAACUAGUUGCACAAGAUUCGAGCCAGUAGUUGAUUGGCCAAACAAAUACAACUAUCGUAGUUGUAGGGUGUGAAAAGUUAUUUCGGCUGCGC
Molecule: messenger RNA, 2552 nt
Organism: Ectocarpus siliculosus
Lineage: Eukaryota; Phaeophyceae; Ectocarpales; Ectocarpaceae
Source: the annotation of a GenBank genome assembly